This is a messenger RNA of Hyaloscypha bicolor E, 1278 nucleotides long. RefSeq lists its product as uncharacterized. The transcript has 2 exons. Gene Ontology annotation, molecular function: transmembrane transporter activity. The record is from RefSeq and is a predicted model, not a curated record. Gene Ontology annotation, biological process: transport. Lineage: Eukaryota; Fungi; Ascomycota; Leotiomycetes; Helotiales; Hyaloscyphaceae. Bases 1 to 1056 code for a protein of 351 amino acids.
AUGCUCUUUCGCCUAAUCUUCCUUUGCAUUGCGGCUGUUGAGGCUCGUGGCUUGGACAGCGUGAACUACGGUGCAUUUACGCAAACCGCGACGUACUCGAUUGCAAACCAACUGGGAUUCUUCACUGCGUAUGGAUUGGACGUCCUCUAUCAACAAAUACCCAAUUCAACUUAUGCUUAUGCACAGAUUCUCAACGGCGGCUACGACAUCUUAACUGGCACCAUUGACAAUGCUGUUAAUCUGCGACUGAAUUCCAACGAGAACGUCACGGUGAUAGGUCAAUUGGACCAGGGUCCCGAUCUUGUGCUCGCAUCGAACCCAAAUAUCACCAGCGUUGCCCAGUUGAAAGGUAAAUCUCUGAUUGUCGAUUCUCCUGUUAGUGGCUACUCGUAUCUCCUGCGCAAAAUCUUGAGCACCCAUGGACUCUUACUGAAUACCGAUUACUUCUUCCAGACGGUUGGGGGUACCAACCUCAGAUAUGCGGACUUGGUUGCAGGAAAGCUUCCCAACGGGACUGCCGUUUAUGCAACAAUACUCGUGUACCCAUUUACAGCGGAGGGUGAGGCUCUCGCUGCCGCUCAAAGACCAAAUAUUCUUGCUCGAAUUUCCGACGUUGUCGACCCCAUCUCCUCAUCAGCUUUCACAGCUCGCCAAUCAGCUCUGAGUAAUUGCACCGAGAAUGAUGUCUUGGUACGAUUCAUGAGUGCCAUGUACACUGCAAACCUCUACCUGCGCAACCCCACCAAAAAAACUUGCAGUCUGAGAGCAAUUGGAAAGCAACUUAAUGUAACGACCACCGUCGCGCAGCUCGAGUACAACGCCGCAACAGGUGCCGAUACCGGAGAAGUAAGUCCCGGAGGAACCUUUACUGUCAGCCAGACGGGGCUGUUGAACGUGAUCGCGGUACGGGAGGAAUUCAAUGGAUUCAGCAGCUUACCGUCGGACUACAAUUUCACCGCUGCUAUUGUCCCCGGCGAAGGGAAACUGAUCGAUUAUUCGAUAAGGGAUCUCGCAGUGGCAGGCUUGAAGAAGCAUCUCCUAAAGAGAACUUGUUAGGGGUUGCUGUAGUCUUGCGGAAUCCAUUAGUCGGGUACGUAGGAUAAGUCAAUUAAUGUUGGGAGGUCCCUUUGUUUUCAUUUCUGUUAGAAAUGCGAUCCUGCUGUGUCGCCUUAAAAUCUGGGUGCUGUACAUAGAAGAGAUAUCAAGAAUAAUCGUGGAGGACAAUAAGAUAGACUAUUAGCGAUGAGGGUUUAAGAACGAAUGUAUGCAACGAUCGGG